CUGCGGAGCUCUCUCCUGCUCGGAUAAACUUCACUUGACACCUCGCUGUCGGCGCUCCCGGGCGACACGAAGCUCCGCAAACAUGACGCUCGCAAUGACAUUGUGGAAAGCGGUGGUGAAUGUUUUGUGUCUGCCGCUGCAUUUAAUGCACGCCAUGGGCCUGUACAACAUCUACAAACGCAUUUUCCCCAUGUGUCAAAGUAGCUUCUCGAUCGCCUACAACACGAAGAUGCACGAGCAGAAGAAGGAGCUGUUCGGCAGUCUGACCCAGUUCACGAAGCCCGGAGGCCGCCUCACGCUGCUGGAGAUCGGGUGCGGCUCCGGGACCAAUUUUCAGUACUACCCGCCCGGAUGCAAAGUGAUCUGCACCGACCCCAACCCGCACUUCGAGAAGUAUCUCAGCAAGACCAUGGCCGACAACGACCACCUGUCAUACGAGCGGUUCGUGGUGGCCACCGGGGAGGACCUGGGGUCAGUCGGGCACGAGUCGGUGGACGUGGUGGUCUGCACGCUGGUGCUCUGCUCCGUUAACGACAUCCCGCAGACCCUGAGGGAGGUGCACCGGAUCCUGCGGCCGGGUGGAGCCUUCUACUUCAUGGAGCACGUGGUUGCAGACCCAUCCACUUGGUCCUACUUCUUCCAGCACGUCCUGCAGCCCCUCUGGUACUACUUCGGCGACGGAUGCGAGGUCAUCCGGGAAACAUGGAAGCACCUGGAGGCAGCCGGAUUCUCUGAUCUCAAACUAAGACACAUCCAAGCGCCGCUCGUCUUCAUGCUCAAACCGCACAUCGUGGGCUACGGUGUCAAAUAGGUCGUGUCUGAUGAGCUCUGUAGCACGCCCUCCCUCGCAAACCAGUGUGUUAAUAUGCCAAGCAUUGAACGCCUCUCCCCCCCCAUGUGUGAUAAGAUCACCAGUGAUAGAGAGAACACCAGUCACUUUAAUACUAAUUUUAUUUUUGUAUUGAAAAUAAUACAUUUAGUGUUGUUUUGUAAAGAAAAAGCAAAAAAAAAAAACAAAAAAACAAAAACCCUCACAUACACAGCACACAAUAGUACUUUUGUAUGCAGUUUAAGUGAGAAGUUUAUCUUGGUGUUUGUUUCACAUCUCCAACCUGCUUGCUGAUGAAUUGAUAUAAUCCUAACAAUAGGAACUGUUGUGUAUCAGUGUUUACCUGUGUGGGUUGAUUUGUACCUUUUUAUGAUAUGAAAAUGAAGUCACUAGAAUGUAUAUUUUUGCUUUGAUUGAAGGGCUUGUGUGAAAAGGAAAUAAAGAGGUUUUACCUGGAGAA
Amphiprion ocellaris (clown anemonefish) is the source of this 1289-nucleotide messenger RNA. Its product is annotated as putative methyltransferase-like protein 7A. The transcript has 2 exons. Lineage: Eukaryota; Metazoa; Chordata; Actinopteri; Pomacentridae. The record is from RefSeq and is a predicted model, not a curated record. Bases 83 to 811 code for a protein of 242 amino acids. Gene Ontology annotation, molecular function: S-adenosylmethionine-dependent methyltransferase activity.